Episyrphus balteatus (marmalade hoverfly) is the source of this 1888-nucleotide messenger RNA. It is a transcript of the gene phr6-4, whose product is annotated as cryptochrome-2. Gene Ontology annotation, biological process: circadian regulation of gene expression; entrainment of circadian clock by photoperiod. Gene Ontology annotation, molecular function: DNA binding; FAD binding. The record is from RefSeq and is a predicted model, not a curated record. The coding region runs from base 218 to 1807 and encodes 529 amino acids. Gene Ontology annotation, cellular component: nucleus; cytoplasm. The transcript has a single exon. NCBI's taxonomy places the organism in Eukaryota, Metazoa, Arthropoda, Insecta, Diptera, Syrphidae.
AAAAUUAGCCGCCGUCAAAUGUCAUAACAAAUUCUAUAAACAAAAAAUAAAAACGUGAAUUUCCAAAAAUUGCGAAAUAGCAACGCAUAUUUCCAUAAACGCAUUUGGCCAUGAAGCAAAGUAAACUUUUAUUCAUCUACCAAACCAACCACAACAGAAUCAUAUUUCAUCUUUAAACUUCAUCAUUAGUGUUUUAAACAAAAUCUCAAACAAAAAAAUGGAAUCAAAUCACACCGUAAUUCACUGGUUUCGCAAAGGCUUACGAAUCCACGAUAAUCCAGCUCUCGUAAAAGCAUGUGAACUAAUUAAUCAAAAUUCAAAUUAUAAACUCCGUCCAGUAUUCAUUCUAGAUCCAGCUAUUCGCAAAUGGAUGAGAGUUGGCGCAAAUCGUAUGCGUUUCCUACAAGAAUCUUUACUACAACUAAACGAGAAUCUCCAACGUAUCAAUUCACGAUUAUACGUUGUUCGGGGUAUUCCCGAUCAAGUAUUUCCAAAACUACUCAAAUCAUGGAAUGUCAAAGUCCUGACUUUUGAAACUGACAUUGAACCGUACGCAAGGAAGCGUGACGCUUCUGUUGUCAAGUUGUGUAAUGAACAUAAUGUGGAAGUUGCCCAAUUUAGUUCCCAUACAAUUUACAAUCCAGAAAUUGUAUUGCGUCGCAAUAUGGGAAAACCUCCUCUAACCUAUCAGAAGUUCCUUUCACUCGUUGAGAAACUGCCAGUUCCUGAACCGGCUUCCGAACCGGGAAAGCUUCCAAAAAGCAAUCAACCUUCGGCAGACGAGGAGGAAACACUCAAUCCAAAGUGUUAUGAUCCACCUUCGAUUGCCGAGGUUAUUGAGCGGGUUCAGGAAUUGGGAAUAAAUAAGUUCCCUGGAGGUGAAACUGAAGGUCUUCGUCGUUUAGACGAAAGCUUAAAAAAUAGCUCAUGGGUUUGUAGUUUCGAAAAACCAAAUACAUCCCCAAACUCUCUAGAACCCAGUACAACAGUUCUUAGUCCAUAUCUCAAAUUUGGAUGCCUUAGUUCUCUUUUGUUCUAUAAAAGACUUAAGAAGAUCCUCGAAAAGAACUCAAAGCACUCUAAACCGCCAGUCUCUCUCAUGGGUCAAUUGAUGUGGAGAGAAUUUUAUUACACUGCUGGGGCGGCUGAACCUAAUUUCGAUCGAAUGAUUGGGAAUUCGAUUUGUUUGCAAAUUCCUUGGGAAAAGAAUGACGAGCAUUUAGAAGCUUGGGCUCAUGGUCGGACAGGGUAUCCAUUUAUCGAUGCGAUAAUGCGUCAACUUCGUCAAGAGGGUUGGAUACACCAUUUGGCAAGGCAUGCUGUCGCGUGCUUUUUAACCCGUGGAGACUUGUGGAUCUCAUGGGAAGAAGGACAGAAAGUCUUUGAAGAACUACUACUCGAUGCUGAUUGGGCAUUGAAUGCCGGCAAUUGGAUGUGGCUUUCUGCAUCGGCAUUUUUUCAUCAAUUCUUUCGUGUUUAUAGUCCAGUUGCAUUUGGAAAGAAAACCGAUCCACAGGGUAAUUACAUAAAGAAAUAUGUACCGGAAUUGAAAAAAUAUCCUAGUGGAAUUAUCUAUGAACCAUGGAAGGCAUCGACUAUUGCACAAAUGCAAUAUGGUUGUGUUAUUGGGAAAGAUUAUCCUAAAAGGAUUGUCAUUCAUGAGACUAUUCAUAAGGAAAAUUUGAAGAAAAUGAGUGAAGCUUAUAAGGUUAACAAGGAUGUGAAAGGAAAUGCAAAGCCUGAACCUGAAGGUGGAAAGCGGGCGGCUAAAUCUUCGAAACCUCCAGCCAAGAGAGCGAAGCAUUAAUAUUUUUUUUUUGUACUUAAAUUGUUUAAUACUCAUUUUUUGUUCGCUUUUUUAUAAUAAACACUUUUUUUGUUUAAAUAA